AUGUGGAUAUUUUUAAUUGAGGAUACCAGUACAAAGUGGAUAGAGCUCUACGCUCUAAAAAAUGUUACUGCACAAAAUUGGGUGAAGAUCUUAAUAGAAGCAGUUUUCUUUCGCUAUGGAUUACCACGAAGAUUAAUUUCUGACAAUGGCACCCAGUUCGUUAGUGCUGUAAUGCAGCAAACCUGCAAUUUCCUUUGUAUCAAACAAGAAUUAAUUCCAGUUUAUCAUCCUCAGGCGAAUCCAUCAGAAAGAAAAAAUCGUGAUCUGAAACCCAAACUAGCUAUCCUAGUAGGUGAUGCUCCCGAUACCUGGGAAGAAAAGUUGACGAUGAUCCGAUUUGCCAUGAAUACGUCAAAGUGUGACACUACUGGUCACACUGCAGCAUAUUUGCAAUUCGGAUGUGAACUAAGAACAACAGAGGAUGUAAACCACGAUCUAAGAAGUCUCAUUGAGAACGACACCUUCGUAGUGGAGAUAACGCCUUACUUGAAGCAAUUUGCCUGCUUGACACCCCAAAUCAGAGAGCUGGUGGAGCAAAAGCAAGUAUAG
Messenger RNA from Argiope bruennichi, 549 nucleotides. RefSeq lists its product as uncharacterized. Gene Ontology annotation, biological process: DNA integration. The transcript has a single exon. Gene Ontology annotation, molecular function: nucleic acid binding. NCBI's taxonomy places the organism in Eukaryota, Metazoa, Arthropoda, Arachnida, Araneae, Araneidae. The record is from RefSeq and is a predicted model, not a curated record. Bases 1 to 549 code for a protein of 182 amino acids.